GUUCAGGCUCAGGCUCAGGUUCAGGCCGAGAUCCACCCGCGCGCGGGAUCGCUCGCGCACCCGUCCCGUCCGGUGAGGUGAGGUGAGGCGACCCACCACCGACGCCGCGCCCGCCACCAACGGCCAAUUCGCCAAACCCACUGGUAGAAGCACAGCAACUCGCCGCCGACGUGCGCCCCGGCCGAACCCCCACCUCCUCUCCCCCUACAUCUCCUCCCCUCCGCGGCGGGAGCUCCACGCAGCUCCCCCGUGCUCCAGCGCCGCACUCGCUUCUACUCCCCGCCUCCACAGCCUCCGGCUCCUCGGCCGCCCGAUUCGGGUCGCGGGGCGCCGGGGCCGCGGGGCGGAUCAGAUCCCGCGCGGCUGGCCCGUGCGGGUUGAUCGGACGGGCGGGCGCGCGGAUCAGAUCUAUGCGCGAGAUCUAGGCGGCGAGGCGGUGGCGGCGAGCUUCCGGUGAUCGGACCCGGGCCCGGGCGGGAUGGCGUGGUGGUCGGACAAGCUGUCGCUGGGCGGGCUGCAGGACAUCGCCGGGGCCGUCAACAAGAUCAGCGAGAGCGUCAAGAACAUCGAGAAGAACUUCGACAGCGCGCUCGGCCUCGAGGAGAAGCGCGACGACGCGGACGAAGGAUCAGGAUCCCGUACAUCUAACUCUGAUGGAAUUGGAUUCUUUAAUCCUGUCAUGGCAUUCAUGGGACAUAAUGGCGAGGAGAGUUCUACGGAAGUAUCAGAAAAGCAACUAUCACCAAAACAUUCACCGGCACUAGAAGAAAAUCAUAGGGUCACCACCGAGCCACCUACAUCUGAUGCAGAUGCCUCUGAAGUACCAGUAACAACACAAUCUCCAAAGCAGCCUUCAGAAUUACAAGAAAACGUAAGCAGCUCCGCUGAGUCACAUGUAUCUAAGGCGGAUGGUUCUGAGCAGUCUGUAGCACCACAAUCUCCAACACGUUCUUCAGCAGCAGAAGAUAAGCAUGAUGGCUCCACUGAGGUACCUGCAUCUGAGGGGGGCACUUCUGAAGUAUCAGAGACAGCACAGUCCUCAACAUAUCCAUCUGUAGCAGAAGAAACUUAUAGUGGAUCUGUUGAGACCAGUAACUUAGUUGAGAAGGAAACCCAGGGUCAUCAAGACACUGGAUAUUCUGAUACUAAUGAAGAAGCUUUACUGAGUCAGCCUGGUGGGUCUGUUAGGGACAUACCUGAUGAUAGCAUGUCUUCACCUAACAAGUUCGAUCAAUCAAGUGUUAUGGGAACAGAAGAAUCUGUGGAUGCUGGAAAUGAAGUCACUGAUGAUGGGAACACCUCGCGGUCACAAUCAGCAGAUUCCAUGGUUGCCAGUUCAGAUGAUGUAAAUGAAACUAAGGUGAACAUCGUUCAAGAAGGUGAUGUCCAAAAAGAAACAAUCAGCCCACCGGAGAGCAGUGAUAUCGCUGACAAAGCCAGUCAUGGGGAAGUCAAAGUACAUGAUGGCGAAACUAAUACAGCCCAGAAUGGGGAAGAGAACGAUCAAACAGAAGCACAUGCUGUAUCUGCUGUUGAAAAUGAGGACAAUGCAACGGUGAAGCUUGAAAACGUUAGCUCAAAGUCAAUAAUUGUGGAUAAUGAUUCAGACUUGCAAAAUGAGUUGGUACCAGCUGUUGCAUACAAUCCUGUCGGUCCAGUAGAAGUUGAUUCUCAUGCAAAUGAUUCGCGAAAAGAGGAAAAAAUUCAGGACUCUGUUACAACCACAAAUUCUCUGGAAUCUGUUGGUUCUGUUGUUGAACUCGAGAAACUAAAACGUGACAUGAAGAUGAUGGAAGCUGCAUUGCAAGGUGCUGCAAGACAGUCCCAGUCCAAAGCUGAUGAAAUUGCUCGACUGAUGAAUGAGAACGAGCAACUGAAAUCAACAAUUAAUGAGCUGAAGGGUAAUAAGUCGGUUGAGGAAGAAAUGGAUGCGCUUAAGGAUGAAUAUCACCAACGUGUAGCUACUCUUGAAAGGAAGGUGUAUGCACUAACCAAAGAACGAGAUACAUUAAGGAGAGAGCAAAAUAAGAAAAGUGAUGCAGCCGCUCUUUUGAAAGAAAAGGACGAGAUUAUCACUCAGGUCAUGGCUGAAGGAGAAGAGCUAUCGAGAAAGCAGGCUGCUCAAGAAGCUACAAUACGAAAACUGAGAGCACAGAUUCGUGAGUUUGAAGAAGAGAAACAAAGGUUGAACUCAAAGAUCCAGGUUGAGGAGACAAAGGUUGAGAGUAUUAAAAGAGACAAGGCAGCAACUGAGAAGUUGCUACAAGAAACAAUAGAAAGAAAUCAAAGUGAGCUUGCAGCUCAGAAGGAGUUCUACACAAAUGCUCUUAAUGCAGCGAAAGAGGCUGAGGCAUUGGCUGAAUCAAGAGUCAACACAGAAGCCAAAGUUGAGCUCGAGAGCCGUUUAAGAGAAGCUUGUGAAAAAGAAAAUAUGCUGAUUAACACAAUUGAGGAGUUGAGGAAUGCUCUCACCAGACAAGAACAGGAGGCUGCUUUCAGGGAAGAACGGUUAAAAAGAGAUCAUGACGAUCUUCAAAAGCGCUAUCAGGCCAGUGAACUUCGUUAUAAUGAACUGGUCACACAAGUUCCUGAGUCGACAAGGCCACUCCUAAGGCAAAUAGAAGCCAUGCAGGAGUCAGCUGCUCGAAGGGAAGAAGCUUGGGCUGGUGUGGAGAGAACCUUGAACUCUCGCCUUCAGGAAGCGGAGGCGAAAGCUGCUGCCUCAGAAGAAAAGGAGCGUUCUAUAAAUGAGAGACUGUCACAAAAUUUAUCCCGCAUAACUGUCCUGGAGACCCAGAUUACAAUUCUUAGGACAGAACAGACACAGCUGAGCCGAUCUCUUGAAAAGGAGAGACAAAGAGCAUCUGAAAGUAGACAGGAGUACCUAGCAAAUAAGGAGGAGGCGGCAUUACAAGAAGGACGCGCCAAACAGCUUGAAGAAGAAAUAAAGGAGCUUAGAGCCAGGCACAAAAAGGAGCUGCAAGAAGCAGCAGAACACAGGGGUCUGCUUGAGAAGGACCUUGAAAGGGAAAAGGCUGCCAGGGCAGAACUUGAGAAAACAUCUUCCCGCGACUUACCUAAAAUUCCACUUCCAGAUCAAACAAAAAAUGCUCCCCAAAGAAAGCUCUCUAGUGGCAGUAGUAUGGAAGAAAGCCACUUCCUUCAAGCAUCAUUGGACUUGUCAGAUAGUACUUCGUUGGAGAGGAGAAUGUCUGCAGACAGUAAUAUGUCAUACUAUCUGAGGAGCAUGACUCCAAGUGCUUUUGAAUCAGCACUCCGUCAAAAGGAUGGAGAAUUGGCUUCUUACAUGUCACGCUUGGCCUCACUGGAAUCUAUUCGGAAUUCCCUGGCAGAGGAGUUGGUAAAACUGACAGAACAAUGUGAAAAGUUGCGGAAUGAAGCUGCUGCUCUGCCUGGCCUAAAGGCUGAACUGGAAGCACUGAAACAAAGACACUUUCACGCUCUAGAACUUAUGGGGGAACGUGAUGAAGAGUUGGAAGAGUUACGAAAUGAUAUUGUUGACCUAAAGGACAUGUACAGAGAACAAGUGGAUCUUCUUGUUAGCCAGCUCCACACGUUGGGCGCCCGUGUAUAGUGCAGUUGACCCAACAAGAUAAACAGUUUUGAAGGCCGAACAUGUCCCGUCAGAGUUGAGAAAACAAAAACCGCGGCGAGUGUGGGAAGUUGAUAGUCAUACGAGGGAGAUAUAUUCUUAUUGAUUUUGUGUACAUCGUGGAGAGUGGAUCUUUGUUGUGGGUCUCGGUACGUAGGAUAGUGUGUUGUAAACUAGACUGAAUAGCUCCACAGCUUUACAUUCGUUGAUGAUUUUCAUGCAAAGUUUUCCUUCACAGAACACAAGUA
This is a messenger RNA of Triticum dicoccoides, 3861 nucleotides long. Its product is annotated as golgin candidate 5-like. The record is from RefSeq and is a predicted model, not a curated record. NCBI's taxonomy places the organism in Eukaryota, Viridiplantae, Streptophyta, Magnoliopsida, Poales, Poaceae. The transcript has 19 exons. The coding region runs from base 479 to 3595 and encodes 1038 amino acids.